ACAGUAAUAGUUUCUAGCGGGUCUCAGUCUUCUCCCACUCCACGUUACUAGGGUUUUGGAAACUCGAAACAAUUUCGGUCUCUCUCUCUCUCUCUCUAUCUCUCUCUCCCUCCCUCCCUGGGGUUUAACCAUGAGCAGGUCCGGUCAGCCUCCAGAUCUCAAGAAAUACAUGGACAAGAAGCUACAGAUCAAGUUGAAUGCAAAUCGAAUGGUUGUUGGGACACUCCGUGGUUUUGAUCAGUUCAUGAAUCUUGUGGUUGACAACACUGAGGAGGUGAAUGGGAAUGAGAGAACUGACAUUGGCAUGGUGGUUAUUAGAGGAAAUAGUGUGGUCACUGUUGAAGCGCUUGAACCAGUAAGCAGAGCACAGUGAUUUCUGAGUGUAUUUUUUUGGUAGACUGUACUUUGUCCUGCUUGUUUAGUAAACUAGAAGCGUGUUUGUGUGACUGAAGAAAGUGCCUUUAAAAGAUAAUUCUCGUGGGUUUCCUUUUAGCCAGAUUGUUGUCCUUUCCAUGUCAUAUAACAAGCAUCAGUUUGUUCAAUCUGGUACCGAGUAGGAACUAUGAAAUCGUUGUCAUGGCGGAACUAAAGCUUGUUAGUGUUGUGUUAAUGCUGGAUUGUUGGGUUGUUUGAUAAUUAAGCCUCGAAUCUUCGGGGAAGUUCAGUCUC
Messenger RNA from Rhododendron vialii, 669 nucleotides. Its product is annotated as probable small nuclear ribonucleoprotein G. Gene Ontology annotation, cellular component: U4 snRNP; U2-type prespliceosome; P granule. The record is from RefSeq and is a predicted model, not a curated record. The transcript has 4 exons. Gene Ontology annotation, molecular function: RNA binding. Gene Ontology annotation, biological process: spliceosomal snRNP assembly; mRNA splicing, via spliceosome. Bases 131 to 373 code for a protein of 80 amino acids. NCBI's taxonomy places the organism in Eukaryota, Viridiplantae, Streptophyta, Magnoliopsida, Ericales, Ericaceae.